CUUCUCUGUUUACAUCAAUGGCUCUGUUCCUCUUCAUGAAUACAACACAUGCUCCAGAGACAACAAGGCAUUACACAUUCAACGUAACAAUGGCGAAUGUGACACGUUUAUGCCACACAAAAAGCAUUGCAACUGUGAAUGGCCAAAUUUUUCCAGGGCCUAAGAUUGUUACUAGAGAAGGUGAUAGGGUUGUGGUAAAUGUUAUCAACAAUGUUAAAACCAAUAUCAGCAUCCACUGGCAUGGAAUAAGACAGCUUCGUAGUGGAUGGGCUGAUGGUCCUGCUUAUAUUACUCAAUGCCCCAUUGAAACUGGCCAAAGCUACACAUACAACUUCACCAUUAAAGGACAAAGAGGCACUCUCUGGUGGCAUGCCCACAUCUCAUGGCUGAGGUCCACUGUGUAUGGUCCCAUCAUCAUACUGCCAAAACAAGGAGUUCCUUAUCCUUUUCCCAGGAUAUACAUAUAUGAGUUUUAUGCAGGUGAGUGGUGGAAUGUGGACACAGAGGCAGUUAUCAGCCAAGCUUUACAGACUGGUGGAGGCCCCAACGUCUCUGAUGCAUAUACUAUCAAUGGACUCCCUGGUCCAUUAUACAACUGCUCCUCCAACUCCAAAGAUAUAUUCAAGCUGAAGGUGAAACCAGGGAAGACUUAUCUUCUCCGUAUAAUCAACGCUGCACUCAAUGAUGAACUGUUUUUCAGCAUAGCAAACCACAGCCUCACAAUUGUUGACGUAUGCAUGGAGCCAUUUGAUACUAAAACACUCACAAUAACUCCAGGCCAGACUACAGGCACUUUCUUCUUCACUGUGGGGUUAGGCUCAACCCCAGAGAACCAGACAUGCCAGGGUCCAAAUGGAACAAAGUUCACUGCAACAAUGAACAAUGUGUCAUUCUCCAUGCCAGCCACUGCUCUCCUCCAAUCCCACUUCUCCGGUCAGUCAAAAGGUGUUUACUCACCGGACUUUCCGAUCAUCCCACUCAUGCCAUUCAAUUUCACUGGUUCUCCUCCUAACAACACCUUAGUCAGUAAUGGAACCAAAGUAGUGGUGCUGCCUUAUGCCAUUGGCACUAGUGUGCAGCUAAUAGUGGAGAGGAACACUGUUGGUGCGCCAGCAGGUGGUUGGGUGUCCAUUCGGUUCUUAGCUGAUAACCCUGGAGUGUGGUUCAUGCAUUGCCACCUCGAGGUGCACACGAGCUGGGGUCUGAAGAUGGCGUGGGUGGCGUUGGAUGGGAGCAUGCCUGACCAAAAGUUGCCUCCGCCGCCACAUGAUCUCCCCAAGUGCUAGGCUUUGACCAUGGAGUCAAGAUUCUCUUUUGAUGGCUUGACCUU
Messenger RNA from Dioscorea cayenensis subsp. rotundata (Guinea yam), 1330 nucleotides. RefSeq names its product laccase-10-like. The record is from RefSeq and is a predicted model, not a curated record. Gene Ontology annotation, molecular function: oxidoreductase activity; copper ion binding. Lineage: Eukaryota; Viridiplantae; Streptophyta; Magnoliopsida; Dioscoreales; Dioscoreaceae.